AUGCUCGAGGCAAGGUCAUCAUAUCAGGAGGGAAGCUUGUGGUUCUAUGCGCCGAAUAAAGGCGCUGCAAUUGCCUUCGCGAUUCUCUUCGCUAUAUCCGGUGGUAUCCAUGGGUACCAAUGCUUCAGAUACAAGUCCUGGAAAGUCACCGGCCUUCUUCCAUGGUCUGCCCUUCUGUUCACGGCAGGUUUUAUUACGCGAACUAUUGGAGCGUUCGGGCAGUGGGGAAAUAUAGGCGUCUUUAUCGCAAGUACCGUGCUUCUCCUCGCCGGACCACCAGUAUAUGAGGGUGCCAACUUCUUUAUUUUGGGUCGCAUACUCUACUACAUCCCAUACCACUCUCCCAUCCACCCUGGCCGCGUAUUCACGACCUUUGUCGCCUUGGGUGUGGCCAUUGAAAGCAUUACCGCAAACGGAGCGGCUCGAGUCGCAAGUGCAGAUUCUAGUGUCAACUCGCAAAACACUGGCAAGGCACUGCUGAAGGCGGCGCUUAUCAUGCAGAUUUUUCUAAUGACGGGCUUUGUGACUUUGGCCGGCCGAUUCCACUUCAACUGCUCCCGAGGGGGCGUGUUGAACCACAAGAUCAAGCAUGCCCUAUUGGUUCUUUACUGCAGCUGUACCCUCAUCACGAUCCGUACCAUCUAUCGCACCGUGGAAUACUUUACUGCCGCGAGUCUGAAUGCCUACGCUGACCUCGAAAAUAUCAGUCCUGUAUUGAAACAGGAGUGGUUCUUCUGGUUUUUCGAGGUUGUGUUCAUGUACAGCAAUACCACUUUGCUGAAUGUUUUUCAUCCCAUGCACUGGCUUCCGCGAUCAAACAAAAUUUAUCUUGCUAAAGACGGUGUCACAGAGAUCGAGGGCCCUGGCUAUGACGAUCCCCGACAUUGGCUCCAGACUGUCGUCGACCCAUUUGAUAUAUACGGACUGAUCGUUAACCGAGGCAAGAAAGAACAGUAUUGGGAAGCGAGUCCAACUCAGAGACAGGAAACCACUGCUAAACCCAUUCAAGGGGUAUGA
Messenger RNA from Penicillium expansum, 1017 nucleotides. RefSeq names its product putative RTA1 domain protein. The transcript has 4 exons. Gene Ontology annotation, cellular component: membrane. Lineage: Eukaryota; Fungi; Ascomycota; Eurotiomycetes; Eurotiales; Aspergillaceae. The record is from RefSeq and is a predicted model, not a curated record. Bases 1 to 1017 code for a protein of 338 amino acids.